ACAGUGCAUGUGAAGGCAGGGACGUGUGAGGUGAUCGCUGCUCAUCGCUGCUGCAACAAGAACAAAAUCGAGGAGAGAUCUCAGACUGUCAAAUGUUCCUGCUUCCCUGGACAGGUCGCUGGCACCACCAGAGCCAUGCCCUCCUGUGUCGAUGCUUCCAUUGUAGCCCAGAAGUGGUGGUGUCAGAUGCAUCCAUGUAUGGAAGGAGAGGAGUGUAAGGUUCUCCCCGACCUCACAGGAUGGAGCUGCAGCACAGGCAACAAAGUCAAGACCACAAAGGUGACCCGAUAGUCCUGCCCAACCUUUGUAACGAGAGGACGAGACAGUCGAAACGAUGAGGGAGGGACUUAUGCAGCACAAUGGACCUAUCAAUAGUGAGGAUAUGCACUGAAUGGGACUUCUAUAAGGAUCCAGCAAAUGUGUUUUUUUUUUGUUUUUUUUUUUUCUGUGGAAUAUACAAGUAAUGGCAGCGAGAGAGACAGGACUCUAACACUGCCUGCCAUCACUUUACGCACUGCUGAGGGUCUCCAGUGCUUUCCCGCAGAGGACUCCAUCACCCGCAAUCCUUUACUUUAACUACAGACUACAGCCGCUACAACUUGAACUAGAAAACUAAAACACACAAACGGGAUUAGAUGACCACUAAAACCACCAACCUUCGCUACAACAGUCUGUACCUUUUAUCGCUCUUCUGCAGCUUAGCUCCAUAUACAUCCUGGGACUCAAGGAGAUCUGGAUUUUAGCGAUUUAUCCUUUAUAACCAACUUGACGACAAAAGGAGACCGGGUCCAGAAUGGCUGCUUCAUUUAGACUGAAUGACACAUUUGACUGUGCCACAUGUGACACACUUGACGCUGGUUCUCAUGUUCAUCUCAUGCUGAACAUGUCCUGAAGUUUUUUUUUUUUUUUUUUUUUUUUGUUUUUGUUUUGUUUUUGUUUUUUGUUUUUUUUUUAGCUUUCACCUCCACGAGAAUAUUUUACCUUGCAUUGUUUAUUGCUUACCACAUGCCAUUCUUGAACUGGGGGGGAACUUUUCUGUUACAUUUUACAAAACCAACCAAGACAGUUUGACAGUCUAUUGUAGUUCUUUAUUUUAUUUUAUUUUAUUUUAUUGUAUUUUCUUGGACAACGGACAGAACCUUUUCAGGGGUGAGGUUAGACUAAUACCAAGUAGAUGUUAUGGUAUAUUGAAACAUGUAAACGUGUAAAAAACUGGUCCAUGAAAUCAACUGGGCUAAAAAUACAUUGAUGCUCUAAUGGUUUUAAUAUCUGUGUUUUUAA
Messenger RNA from Myripristis murdjan (pinecone soldierfish), 1281 nucleotides. Its product is annotated as chemokine-like protein TAFA-2. The annotation marks the transcript as partial. The transcript has 3 exons. The record is from RefSeq and is a predicted model, not a curated record. Gene Ontology annotation, molecular function: receptor ligand activity. NCBI's taxonomy places the organism in Eukaryota, Metazoa, Chordata, Actinopteri, Holocentriformes, Holocentridae.